CGUCACUCUGGGCCUGAAGCGCGUGCGGCCUCCUGGAUCCUCCGAGCAGCCGCGCGGGGCUUGCUGGGAACAAAAGCCAGGAUGGAUCUUCAAACAUGGCAUUUGAGAGCUUCAAAGUUGGCUUUAGCCUUGGCAAUCAUCCGCUCCAAGCCAGUGGACAGAAGUGGCAGAGAACACGCGGAGUACCUUGCAGCACUGGUAUCUGAGCAGGAUUCAAACUGCAGAUCCAAAGUUGCUGCCUUGGAAGCUGAAGUUCUGCGGUUGCGUCAAGAAGUUCUUCUGAGGAGGAUCAGUUCAGGUUGGUCUAAGAGUGGAAAACUAACUUCCCAGGAACUUAAAAAUCCUGAAAAUGCGUUAACUCAUACGGAAGAUUCUGGGUAUGAUUUAUCAAGUGAGUGGGAAACAGAUCUUUCAGAGUUAUCCCAGCACUUUGUGGAGAGCUACAGUUCCCCAUCCCGUCUACCACUGCCUCUUGUGAAAAAGCUCCAGGCUACUCCAGAAAGUCCUCUGUCAUCUCACAUGAAAUUUUUGCAACAUCUGCUUACACUGAAGAAUGUGACUGAAUCAGGUAGUCUGGUGUUCACAGACUUGGCCUGUUCUGAAGAGGACUCUUCCAUCGUCUCUGAUUCUGUUUCUCAGAUGCUUGACGGCCUGAUCGUAUUUUACCGUGACCGCAAACUUCCUUUUUCAAAGUUUUGGACAGAAGCUGUUGACACUUUAGCAAGACUCAUCAAUGACUGUAACUUCUCGAACCACAUUUUGAAAACAUGUUCUAAGAAGUUGGAAGAAUUUGAAAAUACCCUACUACAGGUUCUUAUAGGAAGAAGCCAUAUAAACCGAUUCCAGGAGCAGCACUGUGUCUCUCAGCACCUGGUAACCCUGGGAAGUUGCAGCUUGUUGAGAAAGUCCAUCAUAUCUCUACUUCUGUCUGAAAUAAACUGCUUUGCUGACCAUCUGAGAGCCAUCGAUCAGGUACAAGCGAGUUAUGAUGUGACCCGCUAUGAGAAUGUUCUCUCCCUGUUGUGGGUUUUGGAACAGAUUCUUCAGAAAGAAAACAAAGAAGAGAGCACUGCAAGCAUGGGGCAUGAUGACCACGAAAUCAAGAAGUACCUUCAGGAGCACGAGGAAGCAGCCUUUCAGCUUUCUGAUACAUUUCCAUUAUUUGCUUUUUACUUAUGGAGACUGGGUAUUCUCUUAAACUCAGUAGGGACAAAAACUGUCAAUAGUGACUCGCUUUCUCAGAGUUUUACCCUGUCUUAGAAGAUCUCAUUCUUAAUUUUUCUCAAGAAUAUUUUAAAUGAGCAUUGUUAAAUUGAUCUCUAAUUACAGGCAAUAAUUCAAUUUAUUGGUUAGUCUGAAAUUAUGUAAAAAGCAUUAUGGAUCUUUUCUGUAUGGAUCAGUUAUAGCCAAGGAUUCUUUCCGUAUUCCUGUGUAACUGUUCCUUGCAAAAUGUGAUUCGGCACAGUGAAGAUCUUCCACUAGAGCACACACUUCAGUUGUGAGAAAUUUCCAUAUGAGGUAACAAUUUUAAAAUUUUAUCAACACUAAGUGUUGGUUACAAAUGCAGGUUGUAAAACAUUCUCUUAUAUAACUGCACUGAGAUCAUAUUCAUCUCAGGGAAUAUUAGGUAGAAGGUAAAAAGGUUUUAAUAUUUGGAAACCUAAUGGAUGUAGUUUCAUAUAAACAAUAUACUUGUCUUGUCUUUGCUUAAAGUGUUCAGUGUUGUUUUUCACCAAAUAUUUAGGAGCUGUAGUAGCACAGCGUGUUAACACGCAGUACUCAGGCAACAAAGAUUUGCUCUGGUUCUAUUGAUUUAAAUAUGUUAUAAUAGCCAUAAAAAUGUAAUAUAAUUAAACAUUAGGACUACUAGCACUGUCCAGAAAUUCAUUUCAUACUCAUUAAAAAUAUUAUU
Molecule: messenger RNA, 1912 nt
Organism: Octodon degus (degu)
Lineage: Eukaryota; Metazoa; Chordata; Mammalia; Rodentia; Octodontidae
Gene: Mei4
Product: meiotic double-stranded break formation protein 4
Exons: 5
Coding region: 82-1260 (392 amino acids)
Biological process (GO): homologous chromosome pairing at meiosis; spermatogenesis; oogenesis
Cellular component (GO): lateral element
Source: RefSeq, a predicted model, not a curated record